This is a messenger RNA of Salmo salar (Atlantic salmon), 4972 nucleotides long. RefSeq lists its product as uncharacterized. Gene Ontology annotation, cellular component: cilium. Gene Ontology annotation, biological process: protein localization to cilium. The record is from RefSeq and is a predicted model, not a curated record. NCBI's taxonomy places the organism in Eukaryota, Metazoa, Chordata, Actinopteri, Salmoniformes, Salmonidae.
UGCAGGUGCAUAUGCUUAUGUCAGACGGAGAGAGAUAGAGAUAGAAUGAAACACGUUUCAUGUUUUUACGUUGAGAAUCUGUCUGUGCGUAUUAGUUGUAUUAUUUGUCUGCAGGCUGCACAUUUGUCCAGGUAAAUCUAUUUAGAUAGUGUGGUAUCUUCUCCUCAGCAGACGGCCAUUAGCGGUCUUAUUGGAGUCUUAUUUACAGUACAAUUACUUUAGCCAUGGAGGACCCAGAAUUGCGUCAACUAAAGCUGGACAAUCAGCGUUCCCUUUUGAUGAAGAAGCAGCAGAGAAGGAGGGCCGAUACCCAAAUGGUCACAGCCAAUAGGGAUGUUCGACCCAAGAAAAGCAAGCAGAAGACUGGAGCAGAUGACACAGACCUGUUGAUUACUCAAUCCCAGAGCAACAACUCAUUAAAUGCUGAAGAGGCCCAUGAUAACCCACUGGAGGAAAUUACUCUGGGAGAGCUCAGCCUAAAAAACACUGAUGCUACAGAUGAGAUGCCCCCCGAGAAACCCAUCAUCACCAAAACUAUGGACGUGGAAAUUGACAGCCAGCCAAAGCCUAAACUUAGUACAGAAAAUGAAGGCCCAGCAGAAGUGAAAAAGCAAGAGAAGGAGAAGAAAGAGAAAGGUGUGAAAAAGGAGAAGGCACAAGCAAAACAGUUGGAACAGAAUGAGGAUAAGGGAGAGGAGAAAGAGAAGGAGAAAGAGAAGGAGAAGCGAGAGAAAAAAACAAAGAAGGACAAAUUGAAAGGACCCACCCCAAGUAAAGAGAGAAAAAACAAGACUGAUGAACAAGAGGCAAACACUAUCACUAAGUCUCCAGCCAUUCAGAUAGAUUCAGUAGUAGAGUUUGAGACACCAGAAUGGGACAGUGAUGGCGAGAGAAAGGAUUGGUCAAAAAGCCCCAUCCCAGGAACACCCAAGAAAAAACAACACCUCAACACAUCAAGGUGCCAAAUAAGUGACAAUGAGAGGGAGGAAGAUGAAAUUCUUGAAAGAGAGAAAAAAGAGAAAACUCCAAAAAAGACAAAAAAAGCUGAGAAAGCCAAUCUCGCACUGCUUAACUCCAACUACAGGCAGCAGGACACCUCAGACAGUGAUGACAACAUUGAAAGAGUGACAACUCCUGUCUCAGUUGAAGAUCUUGAAAAAUUUGCCCUGCAUCCAGCCCCUAGAGAUACAACAAUCCAGUGCAGAAUCACUCGGGACAGGCGGGGCGUGGAGAAAGGAAUGUACCCCACUUAUUAUCUCCAUAUGGAGAAGGAGGAUGGGAAGAGGGUGUUUUUAAUGGCAGGCAGGAAGAGGAAGAAGUGCAAAACCUCCAAUUAUCUCAUUUCCAUUGAUCCAACAGAACUUUCCAGAGACACAGACAGUUAUAUAGGCAAACUAAGAUCAAAUGUGCUAGGCACCAAAUUCACAGUGUUUGACGGCGGGGAUAACCCAGAUAAGAAGCCUUUCGUCAAAGAGUGUGAGUCAGUUCGGCAAGAGCUUGCCGCAAUCUGUUAUGAGAAGAAUGUUCUAGGUUUCAAAGGCCCCAGGAAAAUGACGGUGGUUAUUCCUGGCAUGAUGGAGAAUGAUGAGAGAGUGUGCAUUCGCCCAAAAAGUGAUAUAGAGUCUCUGCUCUCCCGCUAUGAGAAUGGUAACACUGACAACCUAGUGUGCCUCAUGAACAAGUCCCCCAGCUGGAACGAACAGACACAGUCCUACGUGCUCAAUUUCCACGGCCGCGUCACACAGGCCUCCGUCAAAAACUUCCAAAUCGUUCACCCUGACAACGAGGACUACAUUGUGAUGCAGUUUGGUCGGGUGGCAGAGGACGUAUUCUCCAUGGACUAUAGCUUCCCUAUGUGUCCCCUGCAGGCCUUCGCCAUCACGCUCUCCUCCUUCGAUGGCAAACUGGCUUGUGAGUGAUACCAUGUGGACAACUCAAUCAAGCAGAAGCAGAGCCUUAACGGCUUACCAUUACAGUUCUAUCACAGUAUUAAUUGUCAAUGUGCAUUCCAGGUAGCAUUGGUUAAGUGUUUGAUAUUUUUCCAACACCUGAGAUCACAAAAAGUAUUUUUUAGAUUUUGGGAAAUAAAUGUAACAACUAAUCAACGUCAUUGAGUAUAGGUUAUGAUUCAGCCUCAGUAAGGAACACAUAUUCCUAAAUGUUAUCCGAAAAACAGCAACUAGCUCCUCUGAAUUAUAUAUUGUGCUUAGAUGUCUGGUAGAUGUAACUUCACUAGAGAAUGACAGUGUUGCACAGCAUACCUGUUUUGUGCAGGCUGUUUGAUCAUAUUUGAACUGAAACAUUUUUAUAAGAAAUAUGUAUCAGAAAUAUGUCCAAUUCAUGUAUUUAAUAUUGAUUGCAGUCUUAAGGCUCCGCUCCACAUUAUCAAAAGUGUAACGUAUUCAAUUUUAUUUCAUUUUCUUCUACAUUCCACAAAAUCUCAUAUGUGCAAUAUACACUGAGUAUACCAAACAUUAGGAACACCAACCCUUUUGCCCUCAGAACAGCCUCAAUUCGUUGGGGCAUGGACUCUACAAGGUGUAGAAAGCAUUCAACAGGGAUGCUGGCCCAUGUUGACUCCAGUGCUUCCCACAGUUGUGUCAAGUUGGCUGAAUGGCCUUUGGGUGGUGGACCAUUCUUGAUACACACAGGAAUCAUCUACACUGAUUGAAGUGGAUUUAACAAGUGACAUUAAUAAGGAAUUAUAGUUUUCACCUGGAUUCAAAUGGUUAGUCUAUGUCAUGAAAAGAGCAGGUGUCCUAAAUGUUUUGUACACUCAGUGUAUCAUGGCAGCAGUAGGGCUCUAGACUGCAACCAUUUAGUCGCAUUUUGAGAUCUUCCCAGCGAACGUUUCCAUAACGUUCCCUAAAGGUUCUCCUUUGGUUCUUAGAAUAAUAACCUUCCCAAAACGUUCCCAGAAACAACAUUUGUUAUCUGGGUUUUGACUUGGCUUUGCGAGUUACAUUUUAAUUGGUUGCAUCAGUGCGAGCUGCCAUUUCUAGCUGGUCACUUCACUUCUCUCAAAAAGUUAUAUUUGGGGCGGCAAAAACCAUGAUUUGGUCAAAUCUAAAGUGCACUAUUUUUCUGAUCCCUGAAUGAAAUUGUCUGCUCUGCCCUGUGCUUGUUUCUCCCUUGCUGCUCCCAAGUAGGUUCGUUGGAGAGCAAAAUGCAUUCUGUUUGUAACAUUUCAGAAUUCAAUUGCGGGAAAAUAAAAGUUUAGAAGCUGUUGGGACUGUUGGAGAGAGGAGGGUCUAAGCUUUCUGAAAGGUAUUACAUUUAUUUCUCAACUCUCAGUAUCGACUGUUUAAACACAUUUUUUAACCAAACUAUCUGGUAGGCUAUAUCUUUGAGAUAUACGGAGUGGAGUGCGGGAAGCACGCAUCUGCCAUUUGCGGUGAUUGAAUAGGCCUAUAUAUAAAUUAUUGGGUAUGCUGCAAAGUUUUUAGGAAAUUACAAUUACUGUUAGAUUAAUCAAUUACACAACUAACUACCAGCAUAUUAUAUUUAGCUAUCUAACUAAUGCAUUUUGAGUUUACUAAUUAAUUAGCCUAUGUGAUAUUUGUACACACAAUAGAUGUAAGCAAAUGUAUAUCUAUUUAACAAAAGAAAUCUGCAGUUCUGGAACCCUAUUUUGAGAGUAAAAUAUAGCAACAAUAGACGAAUUGUCAACCCAUUCAUGACAAUCACUGGUUUAGGGUGCACAUCAAAAUAUCUUGAUCAUGUUCCAUUUUCCGUUGACAUUUUAGUAAUUUAGCAGACGCUCUUAUCCAGAGCGACUUACAGAUAGUGUGCAUUCAUCUUAAAACAGCUAGGUGGGACAACCACAUACUGUAUCACAGUCAUAGUAAGUAAAUACAUUUUUCCUCAAUAAAGUAGCUAUCAGCAAAGUCAGAGCUAGUAUGAGGGACAAGAGUCAAGUGCGAGCGUUAGUUCACAAAAGGCUUUUUAAAUGAUUUAUGUUAGAUGGAAUAACUUAUUUUCUGAAUCAUAUCAUCUCAGUAGCACUGUGAACGUCUUUUUAAAAUGGCUGGUCAUUUUUUCCUAUUGCGUGAUGCUGCAACAAAAGUUUGGUACGACCAAAUUAUGGGCUGGUGCCAGCAACUGAAAAUGUAAGUAGCACCGGUGCCACCAGGGGGAAAUUAGUCUGGAUUCCUGAAGCUGCAAAGAGCCUAUAUUUAAGAUAAUGAUGUGAAAUUUGCCAUAAAUUGUUAUUGAUAGAAUGUUUACUGAUGUAUAAAACUGUCAUGUUGAUUAAUAAUUUUUAUACUAUGGCAUUGUUGAAUACUUGUUUCUAAUUGGCUUGAAGAACAAUUUAGAGCGUGCAUUAUUUUCCUGUAAUGCAUGGUAUAUCAGCACGGUAGAGUUCAAUGGCUAUAGUUAACCCUUACAUGUUCUAUGUUUGAGCAGCUUUUGAAAGCAAAAGUCGAAUUGAAAACAUUAUUGGCAUUGAUGAAUUCGAUUUUCACGCCACGUCUAUUUCUAUGGGCACAAGCACUGUUCAUGACACAAACUAUUCACACCCCUCUUGUUGUUGGAGAGAACAUUUUGCAAGUUUGAAGUCUAUUUCCUGAAAUUAUAAAAAUGUUCUCAUGGGAUUCAGAGAACAUUUAGCAGUUUUAAAGCUAAUUUUCAUGCAAUUCUAUACAUUUUGCCAUGUCUAAUGUGCAUUCAUGUGAUAUUUGACUGACUCAAACAUUACAACAAAAUGUAUGGUCUAAAAAAACCUAGCUAAAAAACGUUAGCUGACAUGGGCUAGUUGAUCUGGACAUUUCUGACACAUUAUAGCUCUCUAAGGUAUGCAAUGACUGGUUUGACAAGAGGAAAACUUCUGGAAAACACCUUCUGCAUUCUACUAUUACAACUUUCAAGAGUAAAUUUAAAGCCAGACUGAGUUCCGUUAAAAAAAGGUAGGGCGCGCCCCACAGUUUGGGAACCAAUGAGCUAAACAAGCAGGUCUGUUUGUUUGGUUACC